Molecule: messenger RNA, 945 nt
Organism: Purpureocillium lilacinum
Lineage: Eukaryota; Fungi; Ascomycota; Sordariomycetes; Hypocreales; Ophiocordycipitaceae
Molecular function (GO): hydrolase activity, acting on carbon-nitrogen (but not peptide) bonds, in linear amides
Source: RefSeq, a predicted model, not a curated record
AUGGCAGAGCUACGCAUCGCAUCAGUGCAGUUCGAAAACGCAUCGGGCGACAAGACCGCCAACCUCGCCGCAAUCCGCCGACUGUCCGCCCAGGCCUCACAGCGCGGCUGCAACGUCGUCGCCUUCCACGAAUGCUCCGUCUCGGGCUACACCUUCGCGUCGCGCCUGUCCCGCGAUGCGCUCGUCGCCGUCGCCGAGCCCGUCCCUUCGGGCCCCAGCGUGCAGGAGCUGAUCGCCAUCGCGCGCGACGUCGGCAUCGUGGUCUUGGCCGGGCUCUUCGAGCACGACGCGGCGGCGGACAAGAUCUACAACACGUACGUCUGCGUCUCGGGCGAGGGCCUGCUGGCGCGCUUCCGCAAGCUGCACCCGUUCAUCAGCGCGCACCUCUCAGCGGGCGACGAGCUCGUCGUGUUCGACCUCUUGGGGUGGAGGGCCGGCAUUCUCAUAUGCUACGACAACAACGUGGUCGAGAAUGUGCGGGCCACGGCGCUUGCGGGCGCGGAGGUGCUGUUCGCGCCUCACGUCACCAUGUGCACGCCAUCCACGCGCCCCGGCGCCGGCUUCGUGGACCCCGCGCUGUGGAAAGCCAGAGACACGGAUCCAACGACGCUGCGGGCCGAGUUUGAGGGCCUCAAGGGCCGCACCUGGCUGAUGAAGUGGCUGCCGGCGCGGGCAUACGACAAUGCCGUAUAUGUCGUAUUCAGCAACCCGAUUGGCAUGGACGACGAUCAGCUGAAGAACGGACGCUCAAUGGUUCUCGACCCGUUUGGGGACGUCUUGGACGAGUGUCAGCAGCUGGGCGAGGACAUGGCUGUGGCAACGUGCACGCGCGACAAGCUGCGUCUUGCCGGCGGCUUCAGAUAUCGCAAGGCCAGACGGCCCGAACUGUACGGGCAUGUCAUCGCCGCAGCGAACGACUCGCAGCUCAAGGUGGCCUGGAUGUAG